Molecule: messenger RNA, 828 nt
Organism: Diabrotica virgifera virgifera (western corn rootworm)
Lineage: Eukaryota; Metazoa; Arthropoda; Insecta; Coleoptera; Chrysomelidae
Product: synapsin-like
Exons: 6
Coding region: 1-828 (275 amino acids)
Biological process (GO): neurotransmitter secretion
Cellular component (GO): synaptic vesicle membrane; synaptic vesicle
Source: RefSeq, a predicted model, not a curated record
AUGCGAGCAAGCUGCGUGCGAUCUCUGGCUGUUCAGCAGUACGCUCCUCCACCACCUCCACCGUCUCAGUCUAGCACCGCCGGCGACCUGUCGCUUAACUUGAGGCCCGGCUCGAAGACGACUUCGGCUCCAAGUUCACCGGCCAAGUCCCGUGAGAGCCUCCUUCAGCGGGUUCAGUCGCUCACGGGACAGGCCCGCGACCAAGGAGCUUCUAUCUUGGGAGCGGCUGUAUCGAGUGCUACCAGAGUUACCGCUUCGGUUUCUGGCAGACACCUCACUCUACUCGUCGUGGACGAUCAAAACACUGACUGGAGUAAAUACUUCAGAGGAAAGAAGAUCGGUGAAUACGACAUUCGCGUUGAACAAGCUGAGUUCAGAGAAAUAACAGUUACAGCGACAGCAGAGGCUGCUUCUGUAUCAAUGGCGGUAAUUCGUGGGGGUACGAGAGUCGGACGUUCAUUCAGACCAGACUUCCUUUUGGUCAGACAGAAUCUUAAAGAUGCGGGAGAGGACUACAGGAAACUUCUUCUGGCUCUGAAGUUCGGAGGAGUUCCAAGCAUUAAUAAUUUGAACUCCAUCUUCAACUUCCAGGAUAAACCUUGGGUGUUUGGACAUUUGGUUCAACUUCAAAGAAGAUUGGGAAAAGAAAGUUUUCCACUCAUCGAACAAACAUUUUAUCCAGAUCAUCGUGAAAUGAAAUUGAUGUCACGAGCACAGCAGAAAUGUGAUGGCAAACGGAUAUGUCUAGCAGUCGAUAUGAAUGUUCAGUUUGCAGUAGAAUUUACAGAAGGAGAAAUACAUUUUAGUCCAUUGAAAAGUUACAUUUAG